UCAAAUUGUCUUUGUCAAUCAAUCAUUGACACAAUCAAUCAAUCUCGAAACAAAAUCAACAAAAAAGGUAUUCAAGUGUGUAAAUAAUUCUUUUAGAAUUUAAAAAUGGACUCCAGCGUGGAAACGAUUCAAAAACUUAUGAAAUGGAUAUCGAUAAACACCUACGAGAUUGGUAGUGCACAUUGGGUUGACGUUACUCAUAUCAACAAUCCUCACAGUUUUUACGUUCGACCAACUUUUUGCCGUAGAUAUUUGCCUAAAAUAAAUGACUUUAUAGAAAAUACACUUCCAGACGAAAUGAUUGUGGGUUCAAUCGUAAUUUACAAGUCGAAAGUGUUGCAAUGUUACGUACGAGGUCGUAUCAUGUUCGUGAAAACUGAGAAUGAUGUUACAACGUGUGACUUUUAUGCCCUAGACUUCGGUUGUUUCGAAAAGCAAAUACCCUGGAAUAAGACUCGUCAACCGUGUAUUGAUACUAUCGACGUUCCACCCCUGGCUUUACAUUGCCAGUUGGCAGAUUGCAAGCCCUUUGAUGAGACUUGGAGCAUGAGGGCUAUAGAAAGCAUGAAGUUCUUUGUAGGAAAAGAGCGAGCUAGAAUGUUAAUUAGAGGCAAAACUCCCGACGCUCUCAUUGUGGAACUUGUUAACUCAUGUCCUGAAGACAUUGCUACAAUGUUAGCACUCAGUGGUGAUACUACCCUCGGUUAUAGUGAUAAUAUGAUCAGUAGAUUCUCGCAAACAGAACCUGAAAAGCAUUAUUACACCUAUAAGGAGUAUGAUUGUGGCAGUACAUUGACUGUGAGAGUCCAAGCAGGUGAUUCUCUGGAGGGUUUUUAUGUAGCAGAAGUAAAGGAUUACACGGUUUAUUUUAAUGAUAGAGAAAACUUUACAUAUUUCUGUAAAAUUCAAAAGGAUUUGGAGCCCGAUGAUGUGAAAGAGGAUAUGGCAGUGGCAGUGCUAACGAUGGCCAACGGGAAAUAUGAGCGUGGGCAUAUUAAGGAAGUCAACAAACAAGAAGAAAAAGUGACAGUACUACUGGUUGAUUGGGGCAAAACGGUAACUGUUCCGUUCAUGAGACUGAAACCCAUGACCAACGAGACGUUUUUCCUCCGUCCUGUGCUGGCAAUGUAUUGUAAGGCAGAAAAAAGUCAAGCUUGGGACAAUGGACUUAGCAAAUUUUUGUUUCCUGGCUAUCAAUUCAAGAUAACUAUUGUUGAAAGUGGAAAUGGAGAGGGAUUACCUUAUGUUGUAAAUUUAGAACCUCUGAAAAAAACUUAAACCUCUUUAUGUUAUUUUGAUUGGACUUAAAUUAUAUUAGAAGAGAGAUUAAGACAUAAAAGUAAUACAACAAAAUUCUGAAUUAUGUGCCACUUUUAAGAUAUAGGAAAUAUUUACUUUGAUUACUUCAGAUAAGUAAUUUAUUAUUUUUAAGGCACAGUUAUAAGUAUGUAUGUAUGUAUGUAGAGAAGAAACUAAAAAAUAAUAUCAUUAAUGAAAAAAUAUGUACUUACAACUAACCUGUAUUAGUGAUUUCAAUCAAAUAAGUUUCAGAAGAAAUAUUAAUAUUGUAAGCCUUAAUUUAAAUUUGAUUUUAAAUUCUAAAUUUUGUACAUACCUACAUUACACAUUUACUGCAUUUUAUCAUUAUAAUUCAAUAUUAUGUUAAUUUAGAGUUUAUUUUAAUGUUAAAACCUAAGUCAUUUUGCUCAAAGAGUAAUAUGCAAUCAAUCUGUCUUUAUUGGCUGUUUAUCUGAUUAGUGUAAUAUGUAAUUACCUAAUUCAUUUUAGUUCUUAUUAUAUUAGUCUUAGGUAAAUAUAUUCAGUCUUGUAUGAGACAAAUAUUUACAUUUAUGUAGUAACAAAAAAGACUUAAAAUACAUUUAUUUUAUUGUGAA
Messenger RNA from Ostrinia nubilalis (European corn borer), 1895 nucleotides. RefSeq lists its product as uncharacterized. NCBI's taxonomy places the organism in Eukaryota, Metazoa, Arthropoda, Insecta, Lepidoptera, Crambidae. Bases 106 to 1278 code for a protein of 390 amino acids. The transcript has a single exon. The record is from RefSeq and is a predicted model, not a curated record.